AUGCCCCUUAAAUACAAAGGGUGGGAACUUGUCUUUAGUUCUGAACUUGAAAAUAAAGACAAUUCGUCCUCUCGAACUACUCCUGCAAGAAGAACCAACCGAGGAGGGAGAUCAACUAAAUCAUCACCAGACAAGCUUAUUCUACAACGCAAAUGUGAUCAAUUUCAAGUGAAACAGGGAGAAACAAUUCUUGUAACUGCUGAUGGCAAAUCCAACAUUGCCUUAAUCAAAGAUUUACGGUUUGGUAUCAAUGACUUUGUUGAGAUUUUCGUAAUCUGGUUCAGUGAAAGAAGUGAAAUCAAAUCAAUACCCUCCGGUGUUGACAUCGCCGACAAUGAGAUCUUAAUAACACCGUAUCUUGAUGAAAUCAAGCCUGAUCAAAUAGACAAACAUGUGCAAGUUUUUUCUGAAAAUAAAUUUGGAAAGCUCGAGGGGGUGCACCAGGAUGUGGAACCAAUAUUUAUGUGCCGUAGAGCGACGAACGAGCAGGACAAGUUCUCUGAGGUUUUCGAUUAUGAUGAGCUUAUGCUCAAAUUUACCGAAGAUUCUGAUCACUUUCAAGACACGUUGAAGGGGAUUCUAUUUGACUCUGGGCUGAAAAGGAGCCACAUUGCGAAGUCAGUGGAUGCAAAGCGUAGAGGCAUCGACACAAACGAGAAGGAAACUACAACAGAACUGAGGGACAAGGCAAAACCGCAACUCGGUGCCGCUUCUUCCGAGUCAGAAUACUCAGAUCCAAUCCUGGAAAGCGAAGAAGAGAGUGACGACUUUGAAGAUUCUGAUGUUGAGGAAAUACCAGGUAGAAAGUCAAAGUCAAAGUCAAAGUCAAAGUCAAAGUCAAAGUCAAAGCUCAAGCAGGUAGCCACACCAUCCCCACGAAAACGAAAAAUUGUACCUAGCCGAAGCAAGCCACUGUCCCCCACCAAGGCUGCCCGGGCAGCUGAUUCGGAAAUUGAAAGCAUAUACUCAGUGGUUACUCCUCGUAGGAAAAUAAGAGUUAUGCAAAACCAAGGACAAUUACCUUCGUUUACAUCUCCGUCCAAAAGACUUCUAGAUGGAACGCUCGACCCAACUUCGGAAGCAUUCAGAGAAGUAAAGGAGAAGCUACACACAUCGCAACGGUUAAACUCGCUCCCCGGUAGAGAAGAUGAGUUUCUGAUGAUUUACGCAAGUUUGGAAAGUGCAAUCAACGAAGAAACUGGUUGCUGCAUAUACGUUAGUGGAGUUCCUGGUAUGGGAAAAACAGCAACCAUCAAAGAUGUAAUCAAGCAAAUGAACGAACUAGCAACGGAAGGCUACGUCAAGCCAUUCAAUUUUCUUGAAAUCAACGGAUUAAAAUUGCUAGCUCCCACCGUUGCUUAUAGUAUGCUUUGGGAGCACAUAACUGGCGGUGACAAAGUGGCAGACGCGAACGCUGCAAUUUUGCUAGAGGAGUAUUUCAAAAGAAACGACGACAAACGAAAACCAUUGGUGGUGAUGAUGGACGAAUUGGAUCAGAUAGCCCAGAAAAAGCAAAAUGUCAUGUACAAUUUCUUCAACUGGCCAACAUAUACCACAUCCAAGUUGAUUGUUAUUGCUGUUGCAAACACCAUGGAUUUACCUGAGAGGGUUCUUGCCAACAAAAUUUCAUCAAGAAUGGGGUUGCGAAGAAUUCAGUUCAAGGGAUACACGUAUCAACAACUCGGUGCAAUAAUCCAACACAGACUUGAUUUGUUGACGAGGAACAGUAAGCACAAGGUGGAAAUAAGUCCAGAUGCCAUUGGGUUUGCAUCUAGAAAAGUUGCUAGUGUUAGUGGGGACGCUCGACGUGCUUUGACAAUUUGUCGUAGAGCCGUUGAACUUGCAGAGAAACAAUAUCUAGAAAACAAUGAUGAGAGCAAAGGAUCGUAUCAUGUUUUGAUAUCGCACAUAUCUCAAGCCAUCAGCGAAAGUGUAAACUCGCCAUUAGCAAAGUGCUUAAACACCUUACCGUUUGCAGCAAAGCUUUUCCUUGCAGCACUUUUGAGAAGAGCAAGACGAAGUGGCCUAGCGGAAAAUUCAGUGGGUGAUAUAAUCGAUGAGAUGAAAAACUCGAUGGCCAUGUUCACAUCAUCGAAUCCUUUCCUAACAGACACUUCAAUGUUUGAUUUGUUGUACACGGCCAAGCUUGGCGACAAGGUGCAGAUCAAUAUUAGAGUUCAUCACUUUGAGUAUAUUUUGAAUGCAUUAGUGGAAGAAGGAUUAAUCAAUCAUCAAAACUCUUCAAGUGAAAGAAGAAGAAUGGUGAUACUCAACGUCAGCGAAGAAGAAGUGGGGUCGGUAUUGAAAAAAGAUCAAGAUAUAUCACAGUUUCUAUAA
Molecule: messenger RNA, 2337 nt
Organism: Lodderomyces theae
Lineage: Eukaryota; Fungi; Ascomycota; Pichiomycetes; Serinales; Debaryomycetaceae
Gene: ORC1
Product: origin recognition complex subunit 1
Exons: 1
Coding region: 1-2337 (778 amino acids)
Biological process (GO): DNA replication initiation; mitotic DNA replication checkpoint signaling
Cellular component (GO): nuclear origin of replication recognition complex
Molecular function (GO): chromatin binding; ATP hydrolysis activity; ATP binding
Source: RefSeq, a predicted model, not a curated record